This is a messenger RNA of Sceloporus undulatus (fence lizard), 1913 nucleotides long. RefSeq names its product NK3 homeobox 1 (gene NKX3-1). Gene Ontology annotation, biological process: cell differentiation; regulation of transcription by RNA polymerase II. Gene Ontology annotation, cellular component: nucleus. The transcript has 2 exons. The record is from RefSeq and is a predicted model, not a curated record. Bases 50 to 748 code for a protein of 232 amino acids. NCBI's taxonomy places the organism in Eukaryota, Metazoa, Chordata, Lepidosauria, Squamata, Phrynosomatidae. Gene Ontology annotation, molecular function: RNA polymerase II cis-regulatory region sequence-specific DNA binding; DNA-binding transcription factor activity, RNA polymerase II-specific.
CUUUUGAGAGCAUAAGCGCGCCCUCUGGCGGACACGCGCGGCAUUGCUGAUGCAGAAGCGCUUCUUCUCUUCUUCUUCCUCCUUGGAUGGUCCUCUGCAGGUCUUCCCCAAAGGGAGGGAUGCUGGCAGUGCCUCCUCUUCCUCUUCCUCCUCUUCUUCCUCCAGACCCAUGACCUCCUUCCUCAUCCAGGACAUCCUCCGCCAAGAGGAUGCAGGAAAAGCCAAGGCUGAUCCUGCUGUGGUUUCCAGCUCUGCUCAGGAGGACCCCAGAAGAGAUGCUCUCCCUUGGGAUGCCCACCCCAAGGGUCCCCAGGAAGUCUCGGAGAAAGACCCUGCAGAUCCUCCUGCAGAGACCUCCAUGCCGACCCCUGAAAACCCUCCCAAAUCCGUACUUCAGCCUCCAAAGCUGCAGAAACGGUCCCGGGCUGCUUUUUCUCAUACUCAGGUCAUAGAGCUGGAGAGGAAAUUCAGCCACCAGAAGUACCUGUCGGCCCCCGAACGGGCUCACUUGGCCAAGAACCUCAAACUCACCGAAACCCAGGUGAAAAUCUGGUUCCAGAACCGAAGGUAUAAGACCAAAAGGAAGCAGCUGGCCUCUGACUUCAGUGGGCUUGAUAAGAACUCAGCCAUGCCAGCCUACAAGGAUGCCAGCUUCCCCAGAGCGACCGUGGCUCUGUCUCUGUAUCACAGCUACCAGUACUAUCCAUAUUUAUACUACCUAAACGGCUGGACUCCUGUCUUUUGGUAACCAGUCGUCUUAAAAUGACCUAGCCACUUUGAUGGAGGGUGCCAUCCAAACUGUGCCCAUCUCUACUUGGCACUGUCCUUUUUCCUCCUCCGCUUUGGACAUCUAAGGGGUUCUCCCUGGUGCUCUGGAUCAGCAGCUAUCGGUUGUACUGUGCCCACUGAUACAUGAUCUAUAGCGAAAGAUGCAUGCAUUGUCAUGCAGCCAAUACAAGAGAAGGGCAUCAUUCUUCAAAGUCAUGGUACAGAACGCUUCUCAGAUCAUGGACUUGGAGGUGUAUGAAAGAGCUACUCCUGUAUGCUUCAGGUGUACAUUAAAAUAACCAAAGUCCCCCUUCUGUUGUGAAAGAAUCUUCUUGCUGCAGGGAGAUUUGUAUUAAAACAUGUGCUUUCUUAUGCAGAUGGUUCUAGACAUGGCAUUGGUUCUAGACAUGGCAUUUCUAGACUUUCAAUAAGGGUUGAUGGGUCACAUAGUCAGUGGCCAACCUGGCUAGGGGAUUCUGGGUUUUGUCAUCUAAAAUAAUUUCCCCCCCAAAUUCUUGUCUUCAUCCUUUUCAAAUCUGAAACUAACCUUUAAUCCAAAAGGAGGGUCUCAGUUUAAUUUAUUUGGGGGGUCACUUUAAAGAUUGAGGCUGCAUCUGUACUGCAGAAUUAGUGCAGUUUGACACCACUUAUCUGCCCAACUUUAUAGCAUUCUGGGAUCUGUAGUUUUGUGAAAUACAUAGAGUUCUCUGUUAGAGGGCUCUGCUGCCACCACAAACUACAAAUCCCAAGAUUCCAUAGCAUUGAGCCAUGGCAUUUAAAGCAGUGUCAAACACCUUGCAAUACAAUAUACAUGUAUAUGCAACCAGUGCAAAUGCAGUGGGAAAGUUGACUUCAUAUAAGUAUUUCCCUUUCAGCUGGAAAACAAGUAGCACACAAUCCAAGAAGCCAUGGGUCUGUAUUGAUAAAACACGCUUUUAUGAACUGAACCAGAUAUACUGAACCUGUAUUUUUGUUACAUAAAUGUUGAUUCAAGGGUUGCCAAAUGAUUAGCCCUUUGCCUUUCAUUUUAACUGAUCAAUCAAUUGAAAUCAAAAUGUCUUUGCGUAGUGCCUAAAUCUCAACAGAAUUGCCUUUUUGAUCUAUUGAAAGACAUGCGUUGCAGUUGAAUAAAUUAUUUUGUCAUU